AUGUUGUCGAUUCUUCCUUUGGGCGUCGCCCUCCUCGGAGCCUCGACCGUGCUCGCCCAGACCCCUCCCAGCUGCUCCCUGACCAACAAGUGCCCCAAGGAAGCGCCAUGCUGCUCUCAAUAUGGCCAGUGCGGUACCGGCGCCUUCUGCCUCGGCGGCUGCGACCCCCGAAUGUCCUUCUCCCUCGAUGCCUGCGUUCCCGCCCCCGUCUGCAAAGAUAAGAAGUUGCCCAUGAACUCUUUGGAUGGCAUCGUCGACAUCAGCAAGUACCUUGGUGACCCCAGCAAGGCCGAUUGGGUCGCCCAGGGCGAGCCUGCCGUGCGCAAUGGUGCCGUCCUCCUGACCAUGCCCCGCAAGAGUGUCGGUACCGUUCUCGCCUCCACCGUCUACAUGUGGUACGGCAGUGUCAAGGCCAAGAUCAAGACCUCGCGUGGCCCCGGUGUCGUCACCGCUUUCAUCCUGUACGGUGAUAUCAAGGACGAAAUUGAUUACGAAUGGGUUGGUGCCGAUCUGGAGAUGUCCCAGACCAACUACUACUUCCAGGGUAUCCCCAGAUACGAUCAAUCCGGUAACAUUUCCCUGUCCAACACAUUCGCCAACUGGCACGAGUACGAGAUCCAGUGGACCCCCGACGAGAUCAAGUGGCUCGUGGACGGCCAGGUCGGCCGUACCAAGAAGCGCGCCGAUACCUGGAACGCGACCGCCCAGCAGUGGGACUUCCCUCAGACGCCCGCCCGUGUGCAGCUGUCCAUCUGGCCCGGUGGUGCGGAAUCCAACGCCAAGGGCACCGUCGACUGGGCUGGCGGCCCCAUUAACUGGGACCACGACGACAUCAAGAACGCCGGAUACUUUUAUGCCCAGGUCAAGGACGUCGAGAUCAACUGUUUCAAUGCCAAGAGCCCACCGGGAACCAACAGCAAGAAGAGCUACGUCUACAGCAGCGCCAAGGCCACCAACGACACCGUCCAGGACACGGACAAGGGCACCAUUCUCAAGAGCUUCCUCGGCACCGGUCUCGACAUGGACGCCGGCGCUCAAUCGGCUUCCGGUUCGGGCUCGGCCUCUCAGCCUACGGCCACACAGGCCACGAUUCCCGGAGGCAGCAACAGCGGUCCCGGUACUGACCCUGGCCAGAGCAGCGGUUCCGGUUCCGGCUCGGGUUCGGGCUCGGGCUCAGAUUCUGGUUCAGGCUCUGGUUCGGGCGGCUCCGGCGACUCAGGAUCCAGCGGCAACUCUGGUUGCGGUAACAACGGCUUCUCGCAGGACUGCAACAGUGGCAGCGGCUCUGGCAGCAGCGGAUCCGGCACGUCCCUGGGUGUGCGCCACGAGUCCAUGGCUGGCGCCAGCGCUUUUGCAGCACUUAUUGCCGUGGCAGCUGCGUUCUGGAUCUAA
This is a messenger RNA of Colletotrichum truncatum, 1392 nucleotides long. RefSeq names its product glycosidase crf2. Gene Ontology annotation, biological process: carbohydrate metabolic process; cell wall organization. NCBI's taxonomy places the organism in Eukaryota, Fungi, Ascomycota, Sordariomycetes, Glomerellales, Glomerellaceae. The record is from RefSeq and is a predicted model, not a curated record. Gene Ontology annotation, molecular function: chitin binding; hydrolase activity, hydrolyzing O-glycosyl compounds. Gene Ontology annotation, cellular component: cell wall.